Messenger RNA from Nicotiana tabacum (common tobacco), 487 nucleotides. RefSeq names its product major pollen allergen Ole e 6. The record is from RefSeq and is a predicted model, not a curated record. NCBI's taxonomy places the organism in Eukaryota, Viridiplantae, Streptophyta, Magnoliopsida, Solanales, Solanaceae.
UAACAAAUCGUCCAAGGGUAAUAAACCAACCGGCAAAAUAAUUAAGUGGGAAAAAGAAAUGGAGGCGAAGAAGGUAGUAGCAGUGUUUGUAAUGUGCAUAGUUGUGUUGUCAGCUGUGCAUGUUGACGUAGCUGAAGCCGAUGAAGUUUUCAAGCGGUGCUUUGACAAUUGUCAAAAGGAAUGUGCUGAUGAGGGCCAUGGCUACACUUUUUGUGAGAUGAAAUGUGACGCCGACUGUGGUAUGAUGGAGCUCAAAGCCAAAAUCGAGAAUCUCAAGCAUUGAACGAGGACCAAUGAUGCAGGGGUGAGGGGACCACCCCCUAGUAGGAGAUAUGGCACAUAUUUUCUCUAAUUAGUUCAUUAAUUUCUUUCCCUACGACAGUUGUAAUGCUCAAAAUUGAAUUAAAGUAAAUUCAUUAGUUUGUUUUUUAUAAGAUAUAUUGUAUCCUUGAGUCCGUUGCACUUAAAUUAAUUUCCUAUGAGCAUA